Molecule: messenger RNA, 4986 nt
Organism: Anolis carolinensis (green anole)
Lineage: Eukaryota; Metazoa; Chordata; Lepidosauria; Squamata; Anolidae
Gene: zfand4
Product: zinc finger AN1-type containing 4
Exons: 11
Coding region: 378-2513 (711 amino acids)
Molecular function (GO): protein binding; zinc ion binding
Source: RefSeq, a predicted model, not a curated record
GUCACAAAGGCAGGGGGCGGGUGCGGAGGGAGGAAGCCGUGCUGCGGUUCUGAAGCGGCGGUGGCGGUAGCUUCCUGAGGGCGAAGCUCAACGGCGGGCGCCUCCUUCCUCCUUUCCUUGCCCCGGGCCUUUCCCCCGCAAUGAGUGCGGACGCAGCUGCGGCUCUGUGAAGCGAAGGCCGAGGCCUGGAGGCAGCGCUCUGGCGAAGGGCCGCUGAAGAGGAGGAGGAGGAGGCCCCUCCCCCGCCUCUCUCUCUCGCUCUCUUGCGCCCUCUGCCGGCGUCUUUAUAGUGCCACUUAUGCGGCAACCCAGAUCUUUUCCUGAGGUACAAUGAUCACAAUCUGAGAUUUCAUUCUUGGAGAUCAGAGUUAUCUAGAAUGGCCAGCAAGAAAGAACCUCCUUUCUUCAAUGAAGAUACUAUUGGAACAUGCCAUUGUGAACUUGCUUUCUAUGACAUUAUGGAAAUUAUAAUUGAAACUCUCACAGGAACAUGCUUUGAACUGCGAGUAUCUCCUUUUGAAACAGUUAUUUCUGUGAAAUCUAAAAUUCAGAGACUGGAAGGUAUUCCUGUAUCCCAGCAACACUUAAUAUGGAAUGAUGAAGAGCUGGAAGAUGAUUAUGGUUUGAAUGAUUAUGAAAUUUCAGAAGGUUGUACUUUGAAACUGAUAUUGGCAAUGCGAGGUGGACCUAUUAAUACUAGAAGGGUUCCUGUGGCAGAUCCCAUUAGGGAAAUAACAGAAUACAUGGAUCCCAGCCAAGAUGACCUCUGGGAGAAGAUCCCAUCCAACAAUCAUGCUACCUUCUUGGUGUAUCGGGAAGGAGAUCAGCUGAACUUCUUCCGUAUUGUAGACAGAGGAGAUGGAACUUUAACACCAAUUUCUGAAUCUUUGAGUGCUGGUUCGGUUUAUAAUUUGUGUACUGAAAACAACGAAGAUAAAGAGCCAUGUCCUUCUAGUCAGCAGAUGAUUGAGAACUCCAUCACAAUGAAUAAAAUGAAGCUGCUCAAGAUGAAGAUGGAGAACAUAAAUCUCAGCAAAAAACCCAAUAGAAUUUUUAAAGUGAAUCCUCAUCCUCCAAAUGCUCCACGUUCAUCUAAUGGCUCUGUGACAAGUACGCAUCGUAAAUCAUUCCGAACACUUCCCCACAUACCUUCUGAUAAUUUACUUUCUUCAGAAACAUCUCAAAAGACACUUUCAGUUUUGCCGGCUGCUGGUAGGAGAAUGCCUUCCAUUUCUAGCAACUUUAUUACAGAAAACAACAGAAUGGAAAGUAUUCCACAGUCUCAGUCAAUUAGCAACAUUGCAACACCACAGAAAGUAACAUGUGUACAAAAAGAAGAUACAACAAUAUUUACAGACACAGUUCUUCCAAUUCUAGCGCCACUUAAAAGUACAGAAAAAAAUACAGAAACUGGUGUAUCAACAAAUGAGAAAGGUUCUUUUUUAUAUCCAGAUAUCUCAAAUGUAAACCUAUAUGCUACAGAAGAAAAGGUUCUAGCAAACACGGAUGUUUUAACCUUGCUAGGAGAACCAAACUUUACUGAAGCAUGCAGUGAAUUGUAUGGAACAGGAAAAGUGAAUACAGAACACAGAUUAUCUGAGGAAGAUGUAGGCUCUUCCAUUGCAGAGCAUUCUAACGAGUCCAUUACAAAACGUCUAACCAUUACAGCAGCAGAUAACACUAUUCUUAGUUCUCAUGACAUCAGUUGUCAGAGAAAUGCACAACGAUCACCUCUUCACUGCACAAAUUAUUCAGCACCAAUUGUACGUUACAGCCCUCAGAAACCUCAAAUUCAGUCCAAAUGUUUAGAAGUUGGUAACUUGAAGCCUGUUGCCUCUCCAAAUAUCCUACAGCCAUUGGAGGUGCAGAACUCAGUAGAUUCCUCUUAUCCAAGGACUUCUAGAUUUCAUUGUGAUGCACAAUCAAAGCACUCUGUUAGCAAAAGACCUGAAACCCAUUCUAAAAAGAAGACAAGGGAAAUCACAGGAGUGCCAGUGAAAGCAUCCAAAGAUCCUGUUUUUUCUGUAAAUAAUGGGGGAUUUCUUAGUUCGAUGACUCAAAGCACAAACAGAAAUGGGUUGAAGAAUUCCUGUGGUACAGGCAGGUUUUGGACUUCUGGUACUCCAUUAACCACAGAUCUCCAGCAUUUUCAAGAAGAAAGAUUUAGCUUGGUCCCUUCCUACGAUGACAUGUCUGGAUACCUUUUGUCAUCUGGAGUUGGAUUGAAUGGAAAUAUUGUGAAUACUGGGAAAAGAGCAAUAGGUGAUCCAACUCAUUUUCCACCAGUGAAUGGUUCAGCUCAGUCUAAAAAGAAGAUUACAAAUCAUUGUUUCUUUUGUGGAAAGAAAACUGGAUUGUCUACUAGCUAUGAAUGUAGAUGUGGAAACAAUUUCUGUGCCACUCACCGCUAUGCAGAGACUCACACAUGUACCUAUGACUACAAGAAUGCAGGGCGGAGGUAUUUGCAGGAGACCAAUCCCGUCGUCACAGCACCAAAGCUCCCUAAAAUCUAAGCCCAGUUUUGUAGCACGCAUAUGUUUCCUGGAGGAACUCUUAUCAUAUUGAGACUUGUUUGAGCUGCUUUUCUUUUGCUGUGUUCCCCACCUAAAGAUGAACUAGUAACAAUAUCAUAUGAUGCUGCAUAAUAUUGAAGAAUAAUGUGAACCCUUUUGCUGCUGACAUAUUUUAUUCUUUAGCGAAUCAAAAUUUAAAGACUGUUUUUUGAAAAUGUAUAUUCUGAUCUAACUAAUAUUAUUAUAUCUCUUGUGUUAAUUGUUUUAUAUUUGAACCCCUUCCUUUUGUUAGAUAAGUCUUUUACAGGUUAUAUUUUACUAAGUUGUAAGAUAUAUAUUUUCUGAUGAAAUUUGGGACGGUGUUGUUAUAUUUUGCAUUUUUUCACUCCAAAAUACCUAAAAUUGUUUUAGUAAGAAGUUCCUCAUUAUAUUGAACCAGCUAUUUGAAAAUGUAGGGAGUGCUGAAUUCCACUCAGAUUGUCCGUCAUAUACUGUGUAUCCACUAUGAAAGGAACAUCUAUUUAUCCCAGUAUUUCUUACCUGAUGUUUUGGGGUUUUUUUUUUUUUUAGAAAAGACAAAAAUUCUCCUGUCAUUAAAUAGAAAAAAAUAUUUCUUUUAACAUUUGUAACUAUUUUUAAAAGACUUUGAGCUUGAUGUGUUCAAAACUUUGAUUAUAUUACCAUAAAAAUAAUAAAUAUUAACUAUUCACAUAAAGAAACUCACCUACUCUUUUCCAUUAUCCUUGGAAAUAAGGUCAGUCAUUAAGGAAUUCUAUUCCCAGUGCUUUGUUUUAAAAUUUACCAAAGAUGGCAAAUCACUGGUAAAUGCUGUACUGGCUCCCAAAGCAUUGCAAGUCAUUUCAAUCAGUCUUGAAAUGAGUAGCCAAUUAAUGACCAAAACAAGCAUUCAGCUCUGAAAAGAAAGAACAAAAAUCAAGCAAUACAAUAGUCUAAAUGUUUAAAUAGCCAUAAAACACAAAAGCAAUGUUCAUUUAAAGGUCAUAUAGAGAAAAAAGAGAAGGAAAAUAAGAGAGAAAAAAACAAUUCAAACAUACCAGCUUCUCAAAUUCCACAUCAUUCCACCAGGAAGUGUUUCUAUCUAGUUUUAAGAACAAUAGUUAUGCUCACAUUCAGCAGCUCAAUCUGGUUUCAGCCACCCAGGUAAAACAAAGUGUUUUGUUUUCAUAAAGGUAUGUACACUAUUUUUAUUCUUCUCGCCUUAAUUAAUUUCUUUAGUAAAUAAUGCUUUAUUUAAAAAAUAAAAAAUACUCUAUUGGGAAAAUGGUUUACAUGUACACUUGCAUCUUUGCCCCUCUGCACUUUUCCCAAAUUGCCUUCAAUUCAAGGUAAAUUCAAUGCAGUUGCAACUCUGCAAACACAGGCUUACCCAUAUAUUCCACAAGGCAAAAAGAAUUCUCCAGAGAAGUUAGAUCUUAUGUUUGAAAAUGUAAGAGGGGAGGAUGGAUUUCUUUAAAUUUGCUCUGUUCAUAGUAUUUUUCUUUAGAAAGUCACUCACUUUGGUCCUUCUACACCAGGAGGGAAUUCUCUGCUGGUAGUCACCAUGAUCUGCAUCCCCUUCGUGGCAGAUUCACAAUUAAUGGGGAGAAUACAUCAAUCCAGCAACCCAGACAUCUCAGAAAUGACUAAUAAUAGGGCUUGAUACUUGUUCACUAAUCCCAAUUGAUCUGUGGCUACUUUUUCCUUGAAAUUGUAAAAACGUGUAGGAUAUCAGAACAGCAUGGAGACUCCAUUAUUCUUUCACUGCACUUCAAACAUGGCAGAGCUUUAAUGCAAUCUAUCCUGGUCAGCAGACUGAAGCAGAAGACACUCCAUACAUUCAUGAGAGGCAUUUUCCAUCAUAUGUUACUCAAGUCUGUGUUGGCUUUUCUCCAAACCAAGCCUCCUCACUGUCAUAAAAAUUGAACACACAUUACCCACUUUUUUAAAAGCAAGUGACAAAGAACAAGAAACAGAGUAAGCCAUAUUCAGUACCUCUUUUUCUUCCUUGCCCUCUCUUUAGCUAUAAGUUUUAAGCAGCUUUGACAAUGAGAGACUGGUGAAGGAGAGCAAGAUGGCAUCUAUGCUGGUUGCAGCAAUGUGUCUGCGAUACACAAAACAAUAAAGUCUCAGCUAGGAAAUAGCAUAGCUAUGUGUGCUUGCGCUUAACAGGUCAGAUAAGUAACUGCCUCCAGAAUCUCUUACUGAGUAUGUGUGAGCAUGAAAACAAAUUGAGAAAAUAGAUGAGCAUACUUAUAGCUCUGUGUUCACGAGUAGGCUUAACAAAAUAAAAAAAUCAUAAGAAACAUGGAGGCUGUUGAAAAAAUCCUCCUUGGAUGUAUUUUGGAGAAAGCUUUCUGAUAAUCUCUAGAAACUUUUUGAAGAAAAGGUUUACUUAUGCAAGGCAUACCCAGCCUGUUUGUUUCAUUUCACAAAGUGCAUAUUAUUCAUUUUAAAUAAAGGAUUUUCUCAAACA